AUGGAGCCCCGAGCUCGCGCCGGCAAAAAUGUCGGAAAGAUGAACUUUACCGCUAACGACUUAAGCCUCAUCCUCUUCGGCUUCGGCGACGUCAAACAACCCCUCCCCGAAACCCUCCGCGUCUGCGACGAAAUCCUCACCGACUUCAUCCAAGGGGUAGCCUUCGAAGCCAACCGCGUGGCCCACCACGCGGGCCGGCAAAAGAUCAAAGCCGAAGACUUCCAGUUCGCCUUCCGCCGCAACCCGUCCUUCCUCGGAAAGAUUCAAGAGGUCUUCGAGAAGAAGAACGAGAUUGAGAGCGCCAGGCGCAUUUUUAAGGAAACCGAGGAUGAUAUCGUGAAGGAUGCCGCGGCGCAGGAGGCCAAGGGCGCUCCCGCGAGUGCGAAGAGGGCUUCUUCGGAGGCGGGGAGGAGUAGGAGCGGUGCGGGUGCUGCUGGGAGGGUGGAGGUGGUGGAGGAGGAGGCUUUGGGGGAGCAGGAUGAUGAUGUGGAGGCUGAGGCGGAUGUAUUGAGGAAGAGGUGA
Scedosporium apiospermum is the source of this 522-nucleotide messenger RNA. RefSeq lists its product as uncharacterized. Gene Ontology annotation, cellular component: transcription factor TFIID complex. The transcript has 2 exons. The coding region runs from base 1 to 522 and encodes 173 amino acids. Gene Ontology annotation, molecular function: protein heterodimerization activity. Lineage: Eukaryota; Fungi; Ascomycota; Sordariomycetes; Microascales; Microascaceae. The record is from RefSeq and is a predicted model, not a curated record. Gene Ontology annotation, biological process: RNA polymerase II preinitiation complex assembly; transcription by RNA polymerase II.